AGACUAAAGAUGGCCGAAGCUCCCUCAUGCCCGAGCCGGUUCUUCUGUCACAGAUGCUCAGUAGAGAUUAGUCCUCGGCUUCCCUGCUGACAGUGAGUCCUUGUCAAACAACUCCAGUGGGCCCCAGAACCAGCAGCCAUUCCAGAAUGCAGACCCAAAUUUAUUCACAUUGCCCUCAGGCUACGGUCAGUUCUCCCUCAGUGUCUUUGAUGACGGCUUUGACUCUGGACAUAGAACAAGCGACAACCAGAGUUCUGAAAGCGGGUUGGAACGGGACACCACAUCACGGCAAAGAUACAGCGCCAGGCAACCCAGAGGUCGGCACGGUUCCAGGCGGCAGGCAGGGAGGCAUGAGGGAGUUCCCACUUUAGAGGGAAUCAUUCAGCAGAUAGUGAAUGGAAUAAUUGCACCAACUGCAAUGCCACACAUUGGUGUUGGAUCCUGGGGUGUUCUUCACUCAAAUCCUAUGGACUAUGCCUGGGGUGCUAAUGGACUUGAUGCUAUUAUAACUCAGUUAUUAAACCAGUUUGAAAACACAGGACCUCCACCUGCUGAUAGGGAUAAAAUCAAAAAUCUUCCUUCAGUACAAAUCACAGAUGAGCAUGUUGCCUCGGCUCUGGAAUGUCCAGUGUGUAAAGAAGAUUACAGUAUUGGUGAAAACGUGAGGCAGCUCCCGUGCAAUCACAUGUUUCACAACGAUUGCAUAGUCCCCUGGCUGGAGCAGCAUGACACCUGCCCAGUGUGCAGGAAAAGCUUGAGUGGACAAAACACAGCAACAAACCCUCCAGAACUAUCACGGAUAAACUUUACCUCCUUCUCUUCAUCAUCAUCGUCCUCCUCCUCCUCCUCUACCCCUCAGUCCUCAGGUUCAAACAGCAAUGAGAACUCUACUGAGAACUCGUAGAGGAGGGCGUGGCUCCUUGUCACCUCACAAGCUGUUGGUAGCUCCCAGGCUGCUGCACCUCAGAGCAGUGACCUCCGGUCCCUCCCUGUGGAGGGCAGAGGCCCGAGUGGCUCAGCAGGAUCGCUCAGGCUCCAUGCAGGGGUGAACGAUACAAGUGUUUGUGUAUUUUUACUCAUUGUGUGUCUCCCCCCCCC
Messenger RNA from Austrofundulus limnaeus, 1098 nucleotides. Its product is annotated as E3 ubiquitin-protein ligase RNF126. The record is from RefSeq and is a predicted model, not a curated record. Gene Ontology annotation, biological process: protein ubiquitination. NCBI's taxonomy places the organism in Eukaryota, Metazoa, Chordata, Actinopteri, Cyprinodontiformes, Rivulidae. Gene Ontology annotation, cellular component: cytoplasm. Gene Ontology annotation, molecular function: ubiquitin protein ligase activity.